Molecule: messenger RNA, 914 nt
Organism: Erythranthe guttata (spotted monkey flower)
Lineage: Eukaryota; Viridiplantae; Streptophyta; Magnoliopsida; Lamiales; Phrymaceae
Source: RefSeq, a predicted model, not a curated record
UAUAUAUAAUGCGCAUGGAGGAGGAGGAGUUGUUGCCAGAUGAUGCUGAGUCAACCCCAAUGACCAUCAGCAACCCCCCUUCUUCCUCGGCUCUCCGCUUCCUUGGACCCAUUAAACAACCCGAAUCCGUACCGUUUGACCCGACCCGGGACGAUGACCCGCUCGAGCUUAACGAAAGCGACGUCGUCUGGUCAUUUGCCGUCUCCUCCGACUCCUACUCGUACUCCAAUUCCACCUCCCCUUCUCCGCCGUCGCACCACCAUCUCCACCGAUUCAAUCCGGUGAAAUCCGGCCUCUCCGCCGCCCUCUCCGAUGAACACCACAACCUCAUCCGCCGCAAAUCCACCGCCAACCCUAAGAAAAUUCACCCAGCGAUGCGGAAGGAGGAUGCUCACAUUCCGGCAAAGUUCCGCCAGUCCGCUCCGGUGAACGUACCGUUAUGGCCGAGGGAAUUCCGUGGCAAAUCUGAAAAGGAGAAUUGGUUUGAUGCGGUGGAGGACGACGAUGAGGUGGCAGGGGAAGAGGAGAUGGUGCCGCCUCACGUGAUCGUUGCCAGGUCGCACGUGACACACUCGGUGUUCGAAGGCGCGGGGAGAACGCUGAAAGGACGGGAUCUCCGCAGCCUCCGCAAUGCCGUUUUCCAGAAAACAGGUUUCAUUGAUUGAUCCCCAAACAAAAUUGGAUGGAACAUAACCACAAAUUUUGAAGCUUUUUAUUCUCUGUUAUCAAAAUGUUUCUCUGUCUUUUUUUUUUUUUUUUUUUUUUUCUUUUUCUUUAUGAAUUUGUAUGUUUCAUUGUUUUGAGUCAAAUAAGCUGUGCCUUGUUUGGUAAAUACCAGGUUGUACCGUACGAUUAUCGAUUAUCCAUUGUGUUGAAAACUCGGUUUUUUGUUUUAAAAUUUGUUAUCUGGUAAA